Plectropomus leopardus (leopard coralgrouper) is the source of this 3061-nucleotide messenger RNA. RefSeq lists its product as uncharacterized. Gene Ontology annotation, cellular component: nucleus. NCBI's taxonomy places the organism in Eukaryota, Metazoa, Chordata, Actinopteri, Perciformes, Serranidae. The record is from RefSeq and is a predicted model, not a curated record. Gene Ontology annotation, biological process: regulation of gene expression.
UGGACAGGUGCUUUGCUUCACUGCAGAACCCCCAGUUGUUUUAUGAAGGCUGGCAUUCAUUUCUGCUGUUUUUAUUUUCACUCGAAGAGAUGUCUUUCCCGUCCUCUUUUGGUACGCAGGUCGCAGCCAUCAUGGACGUGUUGGCGAAAGCUGCGGUGGCCGAAAUAACGAAGCUGGUGGAGGACGGGAGUGUGGUUCUGCGCCUAGAGAUGUGUCGGAGAGACACUGAGAUUCAGGAGCUCAAAAGAAGUUUAAAGCUGAUGGAGGCUGAACUCAGCAACGCUCAAGAAGCAGCCACGACCCGAGCUACCGAAGAAAAACACAAGCAAACAGCAGCAGCCGGGAACCAGGUCCCCCGAAAAGAUGAAAUAGAAGAUCAGGAGGCCUGUGCUGUGUAUCCAGAGCCGAAGUCUGCUCAGUCACUAUGCGAGCCUGGACAGAGAACAGAGGAGAGCCAUGAAAUGAGGCCAGAAGUGAAACACGAGCCCGAGGAUGGACCCACCACCCAGGAAACAACAGACAACACUGUGACAACAGACAUUUGCUUCGAGGCGGGAAAGAGAGAUGACCUGAUCUGGCCUCCUCCUGCUUGCCGCAUGUUUGAGAAAAGCUCCGUUGCAAUGCAGCAGCACAUACAGAUUUUCCCUCCUCGCGCUGAGCAAUAUGCUGCUCACAGAAAUACAGAAACCUCCUUUAACUCUCCAUCAUCAGCAGCAGAGGAAAUCGCAGAUGAUUCCUUAAGUGUGCCGAUAAAAGUAGAGGAAGAGAUUCGACCUCUGUGCAUGGGAGGAAUUACUUCAGAGUCUGGUCACAGUGAACAGUUCAGACAGGCCUCACACCCUGCAGUCAGUCAGGACCAGCGCUUGCAGUCUGCUUCACAACAGGCCGGGCCCUCACUAGCCCUGCCUCAGAGGCCAACCGCAGAUUUGUCAAGAUCAAACACAGAAGAUCACAUCCUCAAUAAAAACAACCUGAGAGCAAAACGGCAAAUGAAUGUUUGGAGAACAAAUCAGAAACUGUUCGUCUGCUUGGUCUGCAACAGGGGCUUCCCUCGCAUGUCUCAGCUAGAGGAGCACAAGGCCUCCCACCAGCCCUUUAAACCUUUCAGAUGCCUCGAAUGUGGGAAAUCCUUCACCCAGAAGACCCGGCUGAAGACACACCAGAGUGUGCACACGGGGGAGAGGCCGUUUAGCUGCAAAAUCUGUGGCAAGAUGUUUUCGAGGCAGGACAACUGCCUGAGACACGAGCGGUUCCACAGCGGGUUGAAGCCGUACAGCUGUGGACAGUGUGGUAAAAGCUUCACCGUGCUGGGUAACCUCAAAAUACACCAAGAGAUUCACCUGCAAGGGAGGUAGCGUUCAGGGACAGCGGCUCUCAGUGACGCUCACAAGAGAAUUUGCACAGUGUACUUUGACAGGUUUGAUGUGUCGAAUGCAGCCAUAAAAUGUCUAGCUUGCAUUUCAGGGGGCAAGGCAUGUUAUUGUUUUAUUUAUAAAUUUCUCUUACCAGUGUACUGCAUAUGUUUGAAAUGCAGACUCAUCAUAUCGCCUAACCAUACCCCAAAAACACAACUCAAAAUGGCCAUUUCAGUCUUCAGUUUCAUGGUCUUCUUGUGGCAGCUUUUGAGGGCGGCCCCUUUUGGUAGAUUUUCAGCUGUGCAAAAGUUUCUCUCAGAGAUGCAACAAGCCAACGUGCUGCAUUGAUAUCGGUGCAGCUAACACAUUGUAUAUAAAGAUGGAUGAUGCAUCUCCACUCACUCCCAUUGUGAAAAUAAAACCAACAUAUCCUAGAUACAGCAGCUGCCAUCUUGUGCUGGUGAUGUCAUUUGGAGCUAAAGUCUGCACAGUAGCAGUCUUCAGUCCCCACCUUUACAACCCGUCGACCAUUCACAAGCAGAGCCAUUGAUCUUGACCACACCGAUUAUCAAAAAGAGCUGUCAAUCAUGAUGUCCAGGCCCCUUUUUAUGGCAUAAAAAAAUUAACAAAAACCAACCUUAUCAGAAAAACAAACACACAAACAAACAUCAGCAUAAUAGGAACUACCUAAAGCAGAAACCAUUUUUGGGACAAAAUGAAUGUAAUGUGAACUUUCGAGGAGCUGUCAUGCCGUCCAUCUUUAUAUAAAGUCUAUGGUGGUUCUACUCUUCUUUUUUUCAGAGAGUUAUGUAUCUGCCAGGACAUGACUGAUCCAAAUUAAACUCACUUUCUUUUUUAAAGUCAGAAAAUCAGUGCCUCUUUUGCCAGUUUAUAUUUAGUUUAGUUGCUCCGGGCUCUCCAACUCAUUUUUUUCUCUGGGCUCUAUUACCUUACAUAAUGAUGAUUUCAGUUGUGUUCCGUGCAGUUUGAGGAAAACAGAGUACAGGUAUCAGACCAGUACUCCAGUACACCGGUACUGUGUCUGCAGAUAUCCUCACUUCAGGAAUCUGUAUCAGAAGAGUAAAAGUUGGAUUGGUGGGUGCCUAACUUUUCUAGUUUCAUCAUGAUCGUACUGUACUCGGAGUAAUUUCAGUGCCUUGGAAAUUUUCUGUAGUCCUCUGUGAUUGGUACGUUUUUGUUUUUUUUUGUUUUCUUUUUUAGAUGCUCCUUGGUCUUCAUGAUGUUGGACCUUUCCAGAUACAGACCCUAAACUAAACACCUUGAUAACACAAGCUGUGAACAUUCAACUUUAGUAUGUGGCCUCUAAAAACAGCUGGCUGCACCAGUGAUGAUGUAACUGGGUCAUAGUCAACGAAAUAUGGGUGUGUGCCUAUGCAAUGAAAUAUUAUCUGUACAGAUUUGGUUUCUCUUGACAUUAAAGUAUGUUAAUGUUCUCAGUUUUUGUUUUUCCCAUUUGUCUUAAAGGUAGCCACUUUAAUUCAUGUUUUCCCUUAAAAUAACUAUAUGAAUGGGUAACUAUGUACGCCUGCCCCCCUUUAUGAACUUAUGUAACAUGUACUAUAAAUGCUUCUAUUUAUUUUAUACAUUUUGUUUUAUUUAUUUACUAUUUUUAUGUCUUUGUUUUAAUGAUGAACGUUCUACAUUUUGAGUUAAUGAAUAUUGUUGUUUUAAAUAUUUUAUUUGGA